Messenger RNA from Manihot esculenta (cassava), 642 nucleotides. Its product is annotated as secreted RxLR effector protein 161-like. NCBI's taxonomy places the organism in Eukaryota, Viridiplantae, Streptophyta, Magnoliopsida, Malpighiales, Euphorbiaceae. The coding region runs from base 1 to 642 and encodes 213 amino acids. The transcript has 2 exons. The record is from RefSeq and is a predicted model, not a curated record.
AUGAAGUAUGCAGCUGAGGUCUUAAAACGAUUUGAGAUAGAAAAUUACAAUGCUACAUGUAAUCCAAUUAUUCCAGGUCAAAAGAUUGGCAAAGAUGAAAAUGGCAUAGAAGUGGAUGCAACUUUGUACAAACAAAUAGUGGGAAAUCUGAUGUAUCUCACAACCACUUGUCCUGAUCUCAUGUUUGUUGUGAGUCUAAUUAGUCAUUUUAUGGCAUCUCCUACACAAUGUCGCUUUGUAGUAGCAAAAAGGGUCUUAAGGUAUUUGAAAAGUACUAUGAAUUAUGGUGUGUUCUACAUGAAGGGAGGAGUUAGUGAUUUGGUUGGUUUUAGUGAUAGUGACUAUGCAUGUGACAUGAAAGAUAGCAAGAUUACUUUAGGUGCCUACGUGUUUAUGAUGAGUGGUGGAGCAAUAGCUUGGUCAUCUCGAAAGCAGUCUAUAGUCACUUUAUUGACUAUAGAUGCAGAGUUUGUUGAUGUUGUAGCGUGUGCGUGCCAAGCCAUUUGGAUGAGGAGGAUACUCAAAGAGAUUGGUUAUUCACAAACAGAAGGAACAAAGCUAAUGUGUGAUAAUGCUUCAACUAUUAAGCUGUCCAACAAUCUAGUUUUAUAUGGUGGCUCCAAACACAUAAGAUACUUGUAA